Molecule: messenger RNA, 1325 nt
Organism: Gadus morhua (Atlantic cod)
Lineage: Eukaryota; Metazoa; Chordata; Actinopteri; Gadiformes; Gadidae
Exons: 2
Coding region: 9-1199 (396 amino acids)
Source: RefSeq, a predicted model, not a curated record
UCACAACCAUGGCCGACAUUACGAGCAUCGUAUCUCUUUACCUGUUGUGGAAGAGGGAGAGACGUCAGAAUGCUCGUCGUCGUUUUUGGGUUCAUGAGACCAUUCGGAGCCGUACAGAGCUCGGUGAAUUUCACCGUCUUCUGCAGGAGCUCCGUCUGGAUGGCGAACGCUUCCAGCGCUAUUUGAGGCUGACUCCGGCCCAGUUUGAUGACCUGCUAGCUAGGAUCGGUGCUAGGAUCUCUUGGUUGGACACCAACUACAGGCGCUCCAUCUCAGCUUCGGAGCGCCUGUCCAUCUGUCUCCGAUACCUAGCCACUGGGGACUCCUACAGGACCAUCGCAAAUAGUUUCCGUGUUGGGAUCUCCACUGUCUCCAGCAUUGUCCCUGAUGUUGCCACUGCAAUCUGGGACUCUCUGGUGGAAGAGUUCAUGGCUGUGCCCAGCACAGAUGAGUGGAGGUCCAUUGCAGGGAGGUUUGAGGAGGGCUGGAAUUUUCCUCUUUGCUGUGGAGCAUUAGAUGGGAAGCAUGUGGUCAUCAAAGCCCCUGCUCACUCAGGAUCCCAGUUCUACAAUUACAAGGGAACUUUCUCUCUUGUUCUCUUGGCGGUUGUAGACGCGGAAUAUUGUUUCCGGGUGAUUGAUGUCGGGGGGUACGGAAGAACCAGCGAUGGUGGGAUUCUGGCCAACUCUGCUUUUGGUGCAGCCCUUCAGUCUGGCACCCUCCAACUGCCUGCCGACCUGCCACUACCAGGAGCUGACCACCGAGGACCACAGCCACAUGUCUUCGUGGCUGAUGAGGCCUUUCCACUGCGGAAAAACCUCAUGAGGCCAUUCCCUGGUCGCAACCUGGCAAGAGAGCGCCGGGUUUUCAAUUACCGUCUGUCCCAAGCUCGGAUGGUUGUGGAGAAUGCCUUUGGGAUCCUUUCUUCCCAGUGGAGGGUCUACAGGCGUGCCUUCGAGGUCAACGUUGAGGUUGCGGAGAAGUGUGUGAAGGCUACCUGUAUUCUCCACAACUUCAUGCGGAGGACCACCCCCCCAAGUGCAUUGAGGGGGAACAUCCCAGUUGGCGAGGUGGACCCACUGCCAGGUCUACGGAGAGUUGCUGCCAACAACUCAGCGAGGGAAGCCAUCAGGAUUCGGGAGGCCUUCAAGUCCUACUUCUCCGCUGAGGGAACCGUCCCAUGGCAAGACAACGUGUAGCGCACCAGCACACCCAAAACGGCUCUUUUAAGAGCCACCCACACAAUACUAUUGAGGAAACUUCCUGAAAUUACUUUAUUGACAGUGAUCUUCUGACUUAAUGAAGAAUGUCUCCUUAACAUACAA